Molecule: messenger RNA, 2160 nt
Organism: Asparagus officinalis (garden asparagus)
Lineage: Eukaryota; Viridiplantae; Streptophyta; Magnoliopsida; Asparagales; Asparagaceae
Product: cell division cycle 20.2, cofactor of APC complex-like
Exons: 4
Coding region: 218-1660 (480 amino acids)
Biological process (GO): positive regulation of anaphase-promoting complex-dependent catabolic process; positive regulation of ubiquitin protein ligase activity; anaphase-promoting complex-dependent catabolic process
Cellular component (GO): anaphase-promoting complex
Molecular function (GO): protein binding; ubiquitin ligase activator activity; anaphase-promoting complex binding
Source: RefSeq, a predicted model, not a curated record
UGUCUCUUUCUCUCUCUGUUCGCGCUGCAGCAAGAUAGAGAAAAAGGCUAUUUUUCUCAGCAAAGCUCUCAAGUUCUUCGUCUCUCUUUGAGAUUACUGAUUACUGCUCAUCUAACCAAUUUCUUUGCAGGGUCAUUGAUUAUUUAUUAACUAAUUGUUUUUAUUUAUUUGUUAGAAUCUAGUUUCUUGUUUCUUCUUCUAUUUUCCCCCCCUAACCAUGGACGCAGGAUCUUACACAUCUGUCUCCUCUGAGAAGAUGAGGUCGAGAAUGAGAUCUCGGGCCCCGCUUCGAGAAGUCGGAUCCACUGUUUUCAUCCCUCCUCUUCGAUCCUCCUCUCUUUCGAAUCCGCUGUCGAGACAGAGCAGUGCUGACAGAUUCAUACCAGAUCGAUCUGCUAUGGACUUCGACUACGCCCUCUACGCUCUAACAGAAUCAAGAAAAGAAAAGGAAAACAGCUCAUCAGCAACUGCAUCCCCGUCCAAAGAAGCCUACAGAAAACUCCUAGCCGAGACCCUCCUCAACAACCGAACCCGAAUCCUAGCCUUCAAGAGCAAACCCCCAACCCCUACUGAUGGCUUCUUAUCGGGCUCAACAUCUGACCCGUUAACCUCCUCCUCUCACCUAACCAAACCGAAACAAAGAAGAUACAUUUCUCAGACUGCAGAGAGGACAUUGGAUGCUCCUGAUCUUGUUGAUGAUUAUUACCUUAAUCUUCUUGAUUGGGGAAGUAGCAAUGUGCUCUCGAUUGCACUUGGAAAUACUGUGUAUUUGUGGAAUGCUUCGAAUGGAUCGACAUCUGAGCUUGUGACAAUUGAUGAGGAUGUUGGUCCUGUGACUAGUGUUAGCUGGGCUCCUGAUGGCCAGCAUAUUGCUGUGGGGCUUAAUAAUUCUCAUAUUCAGUUGUGGGAUUCGACAAACAGUCGACUGCUAAGAACAUUGAAAGGAGUCCACAGAUCUCGGGUUGGCUCUCUCGCCUGGAACAACAACAUCCUAACAACCGGAGGAAUGGAUGGAAAAAUCGUAAACAACGAUGUCAGAAUCCGAUCACACGCCAUCCAAACUUACCGAGGACACACCCAGGAAGUCUGCGGCCUUAAAUGGUCAGGCUCAGGCCAGCAACUCGCCAGCGGAGGCAAUGACAACCUCCUCCACAUCUGGGACCUCUCAAUGUCAUCCUCAACCCCACCUCCAAACCAAAACCAAUAUGUUCAUCGCUUCGAAGAUCACAUGGCAGCGGUCAAAGCCCUAGCUUGGUGCCCAUUUCAAAGCAACUUACUAGCUUCAGGUGGAGGUGGAAGUGAUCGAUGCAUAAAAUUUUGGAACACUCACACUGGGGCUUGUUUGAAUUCGAUUGAUACUGGGUCACAGGUUUGCUCGCUGCUUUGGAAUAAAAAUGAGAGGGAAUUGUUGAGCUCCCAUGGGUUUACUCAGAAUCAAUUGACGCUUUGGAAGUAUCCUUCGAUGGUUAAGAUGGCAGAGUUGACUGGGCAUACUUCCAGGGUUUUGUUUAUGGCUCAGAGUCCUGAUGGAUGCACUGUCGCGUCGGCUGCUGGAGAUGAGACAUUGAGAUUUUGGAAUGUUUUUGGAACUCCUGAAGUUGCGAAGCCUGUGCCUAAGGGGAACUCAGUGCCCUUUAGUAGUUAUAAUCAUAUUAGGUAAAAAGAGUUUUACUGAAAGGUGCAUGGGGAUGGAUCGAAAUUGGAGGAGUUUUUAUGUGAUUUAAUCACUAGAUGAAAGGUCAAUGGUAGGAGGCUGCUGCAUUCACUGACUGGCUAUUUUGUGAGAUUUUCUUUUUUGGUUUUUUGCUAGGCAUUUAGUACAUACGUCUUUAAUAGUUUUCUAAGAGAUAUUUUGAUUAUUUUCUUAUUUACUUCAGUAUCUAGAGUGAUAACAUAUAAUAUUCUCAGUUUUUAACCUUGAAUUAGUUUUUAGAUUAAAGUACUUCUGUAAUCUUUUCAGUGUUCUCAUUGUUUUGCAAUAUAUAUCUACUAAUAUACCUUUAAUAAUAUUAAAGGCAACUAAGAGAUAUUUUAAUUAUUUUCUUAUUUACUUCGGUAUCUAGAAUGACAACAUAUAAUAUUUUCAGUUUUUAAACUUGAAUUAGUUUUUAGUUUAAAAUACUUCUGUAAUCUUGUCAGUGUUCUCAUUGUUUUGCAAUA